Molecule: messenger RNA, 2809 nt
Organism: Coffea eugenioides
Lineage: Eukaryota; Viridiplantae; Streptophyta; Magnoliopsida; Gentianales; Rubiaceae
Product: pentatricopeptide repeat-containing protein At5g39680-like
Exons: 2
Coding region: 1-2148 (715 amino acids)
Biological process (GO): RNA modification
Molecular function (GO): zinc ion binding; RNA binding; protein binding
Source: RefSeq, a predicted model, not a curated record
AUGGCCUCAUUAGCUGGCGGGAGUCCAUCAAUGCCCGCGCAAAAGCCGCCGUUGGAUCCCCGAUCAGUUAUUAAUUGGCAGGCGCCUUGGCGCCUAAAAUCAAACCACGAUCACCCUGCAGUCAAGCUACUGAAAAUUUCAGCUGGCACAAAAAACCUCAAGUUUGGCAAAAUAAUUCAUGCCCAUUUGUUAGUAUCCGACCAAGCCUCCGAAAACAAUGUUGUUGAGAACAAUACUUUGCUUAAUCUUUAUGCCAAAUGUGGCCAAUUAUCAGGUGCACAACGGGUGUUUGAUGGAAUGCGGAUGAGAAAUGUGGUGUCAUGGGGCACCUUAAUGGCUGGGUAUUUCCAUGCUGGGUUUUGUUCAGAGGUUCUUGAAUUGUCGCGAGACAUGGUUAAAGUGGAUAAUUUGCGGCUUAAUAAAUAUGUGUUAUCCACAGUUCUUUCUGGUUGUGCCGGUGAUGGCUUGUAUUGUAAAGGCCAGCAAUGUCAUGGCUAUGCGGAGAAGUCUGGGUUGAUUUUCAAUCAACAUGUGAAGAACGCACUUGUGUGUAUGUAUUCGAUGUGCGAGGAUGUGGAUGGGGCUAUGAGGGUUUUUAAUGGGGUGCCUGGCUUGGAUAUUUUCACGUAUAAUUCGCUUUUGACUGCACUUUUGGAACACCGGUCUUUGAGUGAAGCAUUGGAUGUUUUUAGGAAGCUGCUAGAGGCGGAUGUGGAGUGGGAUGGUGCCUCUUACGUGGGUGUUUUGGGCCUUUGUGCUUGUCUUAAGUAUUUAAAGUUGGGCUCACAAGUUCACAGUAGAAUGUUGAAAUCCGGUUUCAAUUCUGAUAUGUUUGUAAAUUGUGCAAUGAUAGAUAUGUAUGGAAAAUUUGGUGAGAUUACAAAAGCAAGAAAAGCUUUUGGCUCAUUAAAAGCUCGGAAUGUGGUCUCUUGGACUGCAAUCUUGGCUGCUUGCUUACAAAACGAGUGCUUUGAGGAAGCACUAAAGCUAUUCUUUGAGAUGGAAACUGACGGUGUUAGGCCAAACGAGUACACAUUUGCGGUGCUGUUGAAUUCCAGUGCUAGCUUAUCAGCUGUAGCAUAUGGAACUUCAUUACAUGCACAUAUAGAAAAGGUGGGGUAUGAAGAUUUCGUCAUAGUGGGGAACGCUUUGGUUAAUAUGUACUCGAGGAAUGGAGAUAUUGAAUUGGCUUACAGCGUCUUUGCAAAAAUGCGGUCUCGAGAUCCUAUUACUUGGAAUUCCAUGAUAUCUGGUUACUCUCACCAUGGGCUUGGUAAGGAAGCCCUGACUGUGUUUCGUGACAUGUUAGCUGCAGAAGAGAAACCAAAUUAUGUUACUUUCAUUGGGGUUCUCUCUGCUUGUGGACAUUUGGGUCAAGUAGAACAAGGGUUCUACUAUUUGAACCAUUCCAUGAACAUGCUCGGGAUUGAACCUGGUUUGGAGCAUUAUACCUGUAUUAUUGGGCUUCUUGGAAAGGCUGGACAACUCGAUGAAGCUGAGAAUUUCAUGAGAUCAAUGCCAGUCAAAUGGGACAUUGUUGCCUGGCGAACUUUGCUUAAUGCUUGUCAUGUACAACGGAAUUAUCGUGUAGGAAUGCGAGCUGCAGAAGUCAUCUUGCGAAUGGAUCCUAAUGAUGUGGGAACUUGUAUCCUGUUGUCUAACAUGCACGCCAAGUUCAAAAGGUGGGAUGGUGUUGUCAAAAUGCGGAAACUAAUGAGAGAAAGAAACAUUAAGAAAGAACCAGGAUUGAGUUGGACAGAAAUAAGAAACAAUACCCAUAUCUUCAUUGCAGGUGAUAACAAGCACCCAGAGUCUGUUCAAAUUCAAAAGAAGGUUAGAGAGUUGUUGGCUGAAAUAAAGCCACUUGGUUAUGUACCAGAUCAGGCUUCUGCACUGCAUGAUGUUGAGGAGGAGCAGACAGUAGAUUAUCUUACUUUCCACAGCGAGAAGCUUGCUAUAGCGUAUGCACUGAUGAAGACACCUCCAAAUGCACCUAUUCGUGUCAUCAAGAACCUUCGGAUAUGUGAUGAUUGCCAUUCUGCAGCAAAACUUAUUUCAAAAGUUACAAACAGGCUCAUUGUCAUAAGAGAUGCUAAUCAUUUCCAUACUUUUCGCAAUGGAAUUUGUUCCUGUGCAGAUUAUUGGUAACAUUUAAAUAUCAAAUCAUCUAGGGGCGAUCAAAUGAGACUAUUGUUUGCGAGCUGCAAGUUAUGGCAUCGAACUGGCUGGCUCGGUUAGCUUGACCAACAGUCUUGAAGGUCUUAGCACUAAUGCCAAUCUUUACAUAAGAUUCCCGGGAAUCCCAAUGUGAGGCCCAUGGCAACAGCAGUUAGAGAGUUAAUGAUAUCUGAGAGACAGCGCGACAGCUUGAUAUUUCUGAACCAUUACCUAUAGGUGAAGGUUAACUCAGCUUUUCAAGGAUAAGCUGUAAUUCCUCGUACUCUUGUGUUAAUUUGGAUUUCCUUGCUUUUCACCAAAUGCAUUUAAUUUUAACCAUUUAUAUGUAUAGCGAGUGCAAAAUAUGAAGUCUGCAGAAGCACUUUCAAUCUUUCAGAGGCGCAUCACUGGCAAAGCUUUGAAAGCUGUACACAAGAGAUCAUACUUCCCGGAGGAAUUUAUUCAAUGAAAGUCAGUUAUUCAUUUGCAAAGCCUUUGACUCUGUUAGGGCUUGUUAUGCCCAAAGUGAAAGAAACCAAACCCCUUUCUUUUCUAAGUUUUGCAUUUCUGUGCUACAAUCAAGCAUAUUGAUUUCCUAAUGAUUGAUAAUAUUUUUCUAUUCUUCCAUUUUCCUCUAAUAUGUUGUUUGCUU